UUAUUUAAUAAAUAAUGACACAAUUCAUCCACAAAAAUCGUAAUUUUUACAAUAUUUACUAAAGAUUUGGUAAAAAACUAAUAUGGCCUAUAUCUUCGGUCCUUGUAGUACGAACUGCGGUCCCUGUGAUUAUCAGAACGGUAGUCUCUGCGUUCAUUGUACCGGUUUUCGCCCCUGUCUCGGUUAAACCUCGCUUUGCUAUACCAGGGGCUCAUUAUUGGCGGUUUGGGGAUCCCCAGGUCGUAUAUUUUCUUGUACUCAAAAUCAGCGUCCGUGAAUCUGUCUGAAAACUCCAACGCACAUUCUUCCAGAAAGGCCUCUUGCUCACGACUUAAAGAGGCCGACAUUUCCCAAAAAUAACCCAAACAGGCUUACAACGCAAAAUCAAAAGAAUUUUAACUGAUAUCAGAUUUUUGGCACAAAAUAAGGCCAAAAACUUGUUUACAGUGACACAUGCAAUUUACAAGCUACAAAUUUGAUUUGACAAAACAAAAGUGACAAGACAACAGCAAAAGUGAGGUUAAGAAAAACUAAAGUUCCUAAAAUCAAAAAUAAGUGUGGAAUGUGAGAAAUGUGGGCGUUAGAGACAGAAUUUUGAAAUAGGAGUAAAAACAGGCGACAAAAAUAAUUCCCCGGUCAUCUGGUGUCAUGCUAUUAAUACCGAGUAUCUUUUUCAAUUAAAGUGGUUGCAAAAGUGAGUCAUGAUUGUGGGAAGUAGGUAAAACUAUCUAAUCUGUUAGAAAAUGCCGAGAUAGCAGCACGUAAACAAUGGCAAAGUCGAGUUACAGUAAAGUGGACGAAUAUGGAUUUGAAAGACCUGAUAAUUUUAAUUACGAAGCCUAUGAUGAGUUCAUGUCGAAAUACAUGCGAAUACUAACAAGGAGGUCCCUACGUUGGAACACGAUAAAGGACAGCAGUUAUGGAAAAUCAAAUACUUUGAAGCGCUUUAUACGCAAAGGCAUUCCCAGUGACCGCCGAGUUGCGGUAUGGAUGUCCACUUCAGGCGCUAAUAAAUUAAGGGAAGAGAGCCCUUACACUUAUCAAGAGUUAAAAAAGAAGAUUAGCAACAAAGGGCUCAUUGACACCAUCCAAAUCGAUCUUCCUAGGACAUUCCCCGACAACAUUUAUUUCACAAAUCACGAACACUUACCACAGCAACUGUUCAAUGUGCUGGCCACGUUUGCGCAUCAAAAUACCGAGGUGGGGUAUUGUCAAGGCUUGAAUUACAUAGCCGGUCUUUUGUUACUUGCCACAAAAAGCGAGGAAGCGUCAUUCUGGCUACUUAAAACCUUAGUCGAAAAAAUAUUGCCCAAAUAUUAUAUUCCAAGCAUGUCCGGCUUGCUCACAGAUUUGGACGUUCUGAACGUCCUCAUACAAAAAUCGGAGCCAGCAAUACACCAACACAUACAAAAUAUUGGCAUGCCUUGGGCCUUAGGCACAACCAAAUGGUUUAUCUGCCUGUAUUCGGAAGUUCUCCCAACUGAGACAGUUUUGCGAAUUUGGGACUGUUUGUUUUACGAAGGCUCAAAAAUUUUGCUACGGGUCGCAAUUACUUUAAUCAAAAUACACAAACCGCUCAUUUUGCAAACUUCGGAGCUGAGCGAAUUAAUCGCGUGCUUUCGAAAUAUGCGCAGCCAUGAAAACGUUAUCAAUUGCCACCAGUUUAUGACCGAUGUGUUUAAGCUUCCAGGCAGCUUCUCCUCGAGCAAUUUAGACAAGUUGAGGAGGAAACAUCAGAAGUGAAUAAAUUACGCUAGUGUUUAUUUUUGUAUCUACAUGAAUCUAGUCGUUUUGUCUAUUUUAUACAGCCAUUACAUGUUUGAGUGUUA
Molecule: messenger RNA, 1829 nt
Organism: Tribolium castaneum (red flour beetle)
Lineage: Eukaryota; Metazoa; Arthropoda; Insecta; Coleoptera; Tenebrionidae
Exons: 4
Coding region: 769-1743 (324 amino acids)
Source: RefSeq, a predicted model, not a curated record